ACCUCGCGAGCUGGCAGGAAGUCGGGGCGGGCGGCGCGGAGAGCAGCUCGCCACUUUAACGCGCACCUCGGUGUCUGUAGCACCCGCUCCUUUCUUCCUGGGCAACGAGAUCCGGUAGCCAGAAAUCCAACAUGUCUAUCCUCAAGAUGCACGCCCGGGAGAUCUUUGACUCUCGUGGGAACCCCACUGUUGAAGUUGACCUCUACACCUCCAAAGGUCUCUUCCGAGCUGCUGUGCCCAGCGGGGCCUCCACUGGCAUCUACGAGGCCCUGGAGCUGCGUGACAAUGACAAGACCCGCUACCUGGGCAAGGGCGUCUCCAGACCCGUUAAGUAUAUCAAUGAGUUCCUGGCACCAGCCCUGUGCACGCAGAAGCUGAACGUCGUGGAGCAGGAGAAGAUCGACAAGCUGAUGAUCGAAAUGGACGGGACGGAGAACAAAUCCAAGUUCGGGGCUAACGCCAUCCUGGGGGUGUCCCUCGCGGUGUGCAAGGCGGGCGCCGUGGAGAAGGGGGUGCCCCUGUACCGCCACAUAGCCGACCUGGCAGGCAACACCGAAGUCAUCUUGCCGGUCCCUGCCUUCAACGUGAUCAACGGCGGCUCGCACGCCGGCAACAAGCUGGCCAUGCAGGAGUUCAUGAUCCUGCCGGUGGGCGCGGCCAGCUUCAAGGAGGCCAUGCGCAUCGGGGCCGAGGUCUACCACAACCUGAAGAACGUCAUCAAGGAGAAGUACGGCAAGGACGCCACCAACGUGGGUGACGAGGGUGGCUUUGCGCCCAACAUCCUGGAGAAUAAGGAAGCCCUGGAGUUGCUGAAGAACGCCAUCGGGAAGGCCGGCUACACGGACAAGGUGGUCAUCGGCAUGGACGUGGCCGCAUCCGAGUUCUUCAGGUCCGGGAAGUACGACCUGGACUUCAAGUCCCCCGACGACCCCAGCAGGUACAUCUCGCCGGACCAGCUGGGCGACCUCUACAAGUCCUUCAUCAAGGACUACCCAGUGGUGUCCAUCGAGGACCCCUUCGACCAGGACGACUGGGGGGCCUGGCAGAAUUUCACGGCCAGCGCCGGCAUCCAGGUGGUGGGUGACGACCUCACGGUGACCAACCCGAAGCGCAUCGCCAAGGCCGUGAACGAGAAGGCCUGCAACUGCCUUCUUCUGAAAGUUAACCAGAUCGGCUCGGUGACCGAGUCCCUGCAGGCGUGCAAGCUGGCGCAGUCCAACGGCUGGGGCGUCAUGGUGUCGCAUCGGUCCGGGGAGACGGAGGACACCUUCAUCGCCGACCUGGUGGUGGGGCUCAGCACCGGGCAGAUUAAGACCGGCGCGCCAUGCCGAUCCGAGCGCCUGGCCAAGUACAACCAGAUCCUCAGAAUCGAGGAGGAGCUGGGCAGCAAGGCCAAGUUCGCCGGCCGGAACUUCAGAAACCCCCUGGGCAAGUAGGCCGAGGCAGGCAGCACCCAGGCCUUGGGCCCAGGUAGUUAGGUCCCCUCCCGCCACCGCUUCUGUAGACGCCAGUAGGGCCUCCCGGAGCCCGAGACCCCAGCUCUGCUCGUCGUGCCCGCCACCUCGUGUCCCACCGCGUCUGGAGCCCUGUGUGCCCCCGGCCAGUCUCCAGUGGUUCUGUUGUGGAAUAAAUGCCCUGGCGCCCAGAACA
Molecule: messenger RNA, 1650 nt
Organism: Chinchilla lanigera (long-tailed chinchilla)
Lineage: Eukaryota; Metazoa; Chordata; Mammalia; Rodentia; Chinchillidae
Gene: Eno1
Product: enolase 1, (alpha)
Exons: 12
Coding region: 132-1436 (434 amino acids)
Biological process (GO): glycolytic process
Cellular component (GO): phosphopyruvate hydratase complex
Molecular function (GO): phosphopyruvate hydratase activity; magnesium ion binding
Source: RefSeq, a predicted model, not a curated record